Molecule: messenger RNA, 1545 nt
Organism: Procambarus clarkii (red swamp crayfish)
Lineage: Eukaryota; Metazoa; Arthropoda; Malacostraca; Decapoda; Cambaridae
Source: RefSeq, a predicted model, not a curated record
UAUGUGGCCACGUGAAGGCCGCCAUUGUCAUCACAAGUCAAUGUUUUGAUGUGAGGUGAUCAGCUGUUGGUGUGUUGUUGGUCGCAAGCGGAAGAGGUGAUAACAAGAAUGUAGGUGUGGUUGGUGUGAUAGUAGCUGGACUCAACACUAUAAUGCUUCCAGCUUCUGAUAUGCUUCCCCUGCAAGAUGAAGCUGUCACUAUAGAACCGCAGUAUGAUGGUGUCAUCAUGCUGAGUCCUGAGGCUGUGCUGUUUAGUGAUGCUAAGCCCCGUCCUGAUGGUAGCAAAGUUUACCAUGUUUUUGAACGGACUCUUGGGGAACCAGCACGAGAUGAGGCAACUCAUAGUGAAGACUUUCAAUCUCGACGAGAGCAGCUUUUCUCACAGGCACAUGAAAACACACUUCAUGAUAUACAACAGGUUCUUGCAGAAAGUGGUUUGGUGAAUCAAGAAUGGUGCGAAGGCAGUGGUGUUAAUCAAGCUGUUGAUACAACUACUCUCCCAAAUGCCAAUGCUGCCACUGGCUACCAGACCGAGGAUCAAGGCUUCCUUAUCUCGGCAGGUCAAACUUUCGCACAUAAUCACCGGUCAUGUUUAACAAGACAACAACGGUUAGCACCCUGUAGGCUCCAUCAGUUUGAAAUGGUUUUUCCAAUGGAGCAGAAACGUCGCCUUCUCAAACGUUUAAGACGCAAGGGAAUGGGCUAUGUAGAAUUUGAGCCUGAAAACCACCGUAUCAACAUCAAAACUCGAAAAUCUGUAAAUACAAUUUUAUCAGUUCUUCGUGGAGUGGAUCCCAAUGCUCGACAUUUGGGAACAUAUCGUGAAACUUUAGUAGAAGAAACUGUAGGAGACCCCAAUGAGAUUAUGGAUGAUUUAUAGGAUUAGGAAAGGUGCUAGUGUGCUAGAUUGAUGUUGGCAGGUUGCACGAUUGUCAUUGCUAUUUUAUUUACAAGAAAUCCAGUACAUUUCUCAUGUUUUGUCCAAUUUCAAGACAGUUGUUCUCAUGAUGCUUAGACUGACUACAGCAUUAACUUGUGUUGAAGGAUAGCACCUUGCUCCCAUUCUGUACAGGCAGCAUGCUGAGACAUAUUGUGCAUGUCUCCUCUAUCAUGCUCUGUCUUAUAAUUGAUACUAAAGAAAUUUGUUUUUAUUCUAAAAUACAUGUAAUAUUUAAAUACGUUUUGGAUAAAAUUUUAAAAUCAGAAUAGUUUUGCGAAGAGCAUUUGGAAUGGAAUUGGUAACUAAGAUCUUGGAAAUUAUGGACAGCGUGAUAGAUAUUUAGUGUAAUGUCUCAAUGCAUGAGUUGGAGAUGUUGUGUUUUAGGUCUACUGCUGAAUGGAGAAUAACUUAACUUAUAUACAGGUCAUGAUGUUAAUGUUAUGAAUGAACAUUGUUGUCAUUUCCAUUCAAUACAGUAUGCUAAUGUAUUAAUACUAACCCUAAAGGCCAGUGUUGAAAGUUGAUUCUCAAAAGUGAUUUACAGUAUAGUCCUUGUAAAAGCACAAUUGUUAACUUUUACUAAUAAUUUAUAAUUAAUAUAUAU